AUGUUUGAUUGGGUAAGAUUCUUAAGUGAGGGUAAUCUUUCAAUAUCAAUAAUAAAUGUUGGUGUGUUUAUUCCUGGGAAUGUUAUUCCCACAGGUGUCUUAGUCUUGCUACACCAAGCGAUUUUGAGGAAUGGUGGGGGGUGGCAUGGGUUGGGAUGGAUUGGGGAAGGGAAGUGGGUCGUGAGGAAAGGGAAUGUUGAGCCGAAUGGUCGAUGUUGUAGCUGUGGAGACCAGUUGGAUUGUGUUGAUAUCGGUGAUGUCGAGACAGAGAAGUUUGCGCUUUCGGUUGCUGGCUUGGCUAUGGAGAGGGAGGUUAAGGCUAACUUUAGGGAGUUACAGGAUUGGUUGGAAAAAAAUGCCAAUUAUGAAGCCAUAGUGGAUGGAGCAAAUAUUGGGCUCUACCAACAAAAUUUUGCAGAGGGUGGAUUCAGUGUUCUUCAGCUCGAUGCUGUUGUAAAAGAAAUGUAUACUAGAAGUGGGAAUAAAUGGCCACUUGUCAUCCUGCAUAAUAAACGUGUGCGAGCCCUCUUGGGAAAUCCUUCCUCUCGAAAGCUAGUUGAAGAAUGGAUGGCUAAUGGUAUUCUUUAUACAACACCUCAUGGUUCCAAUGAUGAAAAAGGACUGGUUCAGUGCUGA
This is a messenger RNA of Hibiscus syriacus, 636 nucleotides long. RefSeq names its product proteinaceous RNase P 2-like. NCBI's taxonomy places the organism in Eukaryota, Viridiplantae, Streptophyta, Magnoliopsida, Malvales, Malvaceae. Gene Ontology annotation, biological process: tRNA 5'-leader removal. The transcript is spliced from 4 exons. The record is from RefSeq and is a predicted model, not a curated record. Gene Ontology annotation, molecular function: protein binding; ribonuclease P activity. The coding region runs from base 1 to 636 and encodes 211 amino acids.